Cottoperca gobio is the source of this 2776-nucleotide messenger RNA. RefSeq names its product shisa family member 3 (gene shisa3). Bases 389 to 1231 code for a protein of 280 amino acids. Lineage: Eukaryota; Metazoa; Chordata; Actinopteri; Perciformes; Bovichtidae. The transcript has 2 exons. The record is from RefSeq and is a predicted model, not a curated record.
CAGCAACUCUCCAGUGAGGUGGGCUCACAACUUCUGCACCGACGUCAACAAACAGCCGCAGGAGCAACUCAAUAAAGAGCAGAGAGAACCCCGGAGCAGAUUGUUUCACAUGUUUGGAUGAGAAGAAACUUCAGUGAUGAUAUUUUAAGAAGUGACUUCAAGCGAAGUUUCAAUUAAGGAUUUUCUCUUAUUGCAAUUUGCGAACGUUUGGCUCAAAACGACUUUUGUUGGCGGAAAGAUGACGGUGACAUAACUUUACAUCUCUGGGUCGCCUCGUUUCUCUUUCAGGAAAUUUAUCUCAAUGAAGAGUCUCUAACCCGGGCCGACACACUCGGUGGCCGGGAGCCUACAGGACGCAGGGAACCGUGAACCCCAGCGGCUUGCCGGGAUGGUGUGCCUGCUGAACUGCCUGCUGCUGGGUUAUCUGACCUGGAAUCUGCGGAUAUCGGACGCACAGGGGGAGUACUGCCACGGCUGGCUGGACUCUAAUGGGAAUUAUCAUGAUGGCUUCCAGUGUCCGGAGGACUUUGACACCAUGGACGCCACCGUGUGCUGCGGCUCCUGCUCGCUGCGCUACUGCUGCGCGGCCGCGGACGCACGGGUGGACCAGGGCAGCUGCACCAACGACAGGGAGGAGGACAACACAGAGUUUGCAGCGCAGCCCAUCUACGUGCCCUUCCUAAUGGUGGGAAGCAUCUUCGUCGCCUUCGUCGUGGUCGGCUCUCUGGUGGCCGUCUACUGCUGCACCUGCCUGCGGCCCAAGCAGCCGACCCAGCAGCCUAUUCGCUUCUCCCUGCGUAGCUGUCAGGGUGAAACCAUCCCCAUGAUCCUCACCUCCGCUCCUCCGAGCCUCCGCGCCCCCUCGCGACAGUCCAGCACGGCCACCACCAGCUCUAGCUCGGCUGGAGGCGGCAGCUCAAUGCGGAGGUUUUCUCUCGGAGGGCCGGGGCAGCAGCACGGCUGCCUGGUGUCUGCCACCGUCUCCUCGUCAGCCUCCACCCCCACUCAGACUCUGCCUCCACCUCCACCUCCCCCCUACACAUCCCCACCAGCAGCCAUGUCAGGAGGCAUGCAGCAUCCACUGCCAUCCACCCACACCCACACCCAGCUACAGCUCCACCAGACCUCUCACCCCACUCAGACCUUCCUCCUGCCACAGCAGUACUUCUUCCCUCUGCAGCCCGACGCCUUCUCGGCAGCCAAGGGCUUUGCCGACUUCGGACAGAGCUGACAGGGCUCCCUGCGGGGGGAAAUAGAGGGUUUACCAAGAUUCCUAGAUGGUUGGAUGUGAGUCGGCGAGGACAAACACACUGCAACACAGCUGGUGGUGUUUGGGUGGAAGGCCCGGCCGGCUGAACAGUCCUGGAGGACGAGGGAUAAAGUACGACAAAGCUGCGUGGCCUGAGGCGCUUCCCCCUUCUGCAUCACAGGACACAUCAGAGCUCAACAGACCUGUUGAGGCAGUAACAGUGUCCAAUCUUAUGCACUUUUAUCUUCUAUUGUGAACAGACCUCACUGGCCUUACUUUCUUUCUUUUAUAAAGGUUGUUUUUCAAAGGGGACAUCCUACAAUACAGACUAGAAUCUUGCCAAUUUAUCACAAACCUUCCUCCUGCAGACGGCACCAACACUGUCACUCUGAGACUCAUUGCUACACGAUUAGAAAUAGAUGUUGGAAACCAGGGAAAUAUUGUUGUUUUUUUGACAAUCGUAAGGACUUCUGAAAGAGGAGAGGAUCUGAAACACAAAGGACAUUUCAUUUGGGAGGAAAUGUGGACUUUUCUAAGAUGUUGUACAGGCAUUAAACCCAGAGCAAGGUUGUCAUAUUGAUUCCCUAAUUUACAGCUAAAAUAAAACGUCGUCUCUCAGAACUUUCUGUGCACUGAUAAAUGUGAAGUCUGUUAAAGUGAAAUGUUUGUGCUCUGAAAGAAGCCUCAUCAUCAUCACUCAGACAGAAAGGAAACCGGAGCGGUCGCGCCUGCACAGCGGCUCACUACCUGUCGCUCACUCUUGCGCCAGACUUCACAGCAGGAAUGCAGCGCUGAGAUCAGUCAUUGUCAGUGUUCAAUGAGCAUGGCAUGGUCACAGUGUUAAAAACAACUCGGCCCAGAAAUAGAGGUUUAGGUUGCACCAACAGGUAUAGCAAAACCUUGACAAAGAGUGUUCUGUUCUCCAGCUAUCUCUCUGUGAAAUGGACGUAGCGAUCAGUGCGUCGUGAAACCCCGCACACCGUUCAGUCUGAGGAUGUUCGCGGCUACAUUUCAAAGUGCUGUUCGAUCGCAAAAUACAACUUACCUGACUGAUUCCAGUGUUAACUUCUUCAGGUGUCGUUUAUACUCGCAGCUGUCAGAUCGCACAGCGGUUCUCACAUUCCACGCUCUGCUUUAUAAAAAGGUAUAUUCUUUCUUAUCUUUGCCAGGACAGCAACACGUUUCCAGGUCUGAUUAUUACUCCUCAUGCUGAAUGCUUCUACUUUAUUCUAACAGAUUUAAUCAAGUCACAGUCAUAUAUAAUGACACGAUUUUAAUGAAAUCAAACCACAUGUUUGGUUGGCAUUUCUUCAACAACAGCCAGUCGAUGUAUUGACCUUCCCUGAUUAUCUCUCUGUAUAGUAGUUGUUGUUAUUAGUGGCGGAGUCCGCCAAACCGUCUACCUGCUCACACGGGAUGUCCUUAAGAUGUGUUCUAAUCAUAAAUAAGUAUUGAUCAGCGAUCCCAGACUGUAAACAGUGUAUGAAUGUGACGCUGCAGUUUGAAAUAAACAUAGUGAUGAAACAU